This is a messenger RNA of Suillus discolor, 1936 nucleotides long. Its product is annotated as PLP-dependent transferase. The coding region runs from base 172 to 1533 and encodes 453 amino acids. Gene Ontology annotation, molecular function: transferase activity; pyridoxal phosphate binding. The record is from RefSeq and is a predicted model, not a curated record. Gene Ontology annotation, biological process: biosynthetic process. The transcript is spliced from 3 exons. Lineage: Eukaryota; Fungi; Basidiomycota; Agaricomycetes; Boletales; Suillaceae.
AUUAGAUUCUCGUCCUCGUAAGCUCUGUACUAUCAUAAAGAUCACCAUCGUACCAAGUCAGAUAAAGGCCGUUCUACCUCCGUUCAAAAUAUGUAAGGUGCCAAAUUGUGUCACGCCCAAAGCUUGAUCGCCCCAUGUACUUUGUUCAUAACAUCCAAUCAUUGUACAAUAAUGUCGUCUUUGAACGAUAAACUCGCCGCUGCCCUUUCAUCCCGAGAAAAACGGCACAUUCGCCGACGUCUCCCUGUCUCAGCCUCUCCAGUGCUCCCCUCUGCAGAUUUUACAUCUAACGACUAUCUCUCUCUGGCUACAUCAUCGACCCUUCGCACGGCGUUCCAACAUGCUCUUUCCACUGCCCCUAAAAUACUCGGAUCAGGUGGUUCUCGGUUACUUGUACCAACACCUGCCCAUGUCGCCCUCGAAAAUCGACUGGAAAGAUUCUUCGGCGCUGAAAAAGCACUGUUAUUCAACUCGGGGUUCGAUGCAAACGUUGCAUUCUUCUCCGCAAUUCCUCAGCCUGACGAUGUAAUUCUAUACGAUGAGCAUAUCCACGCAUCUGUGCAUGAUGGGAUGGGUGCUUCGCGAGUAGAUCCCUCCAGCCUCAUCAAAUUUUCACACAAUUCAGUCGCUGCGCUCAAGCGAUCGUUGCGAAAAUUACUCCACGAGCGAGAUGAUCUGCGAGAUGGGAGAGCAAGCGCAUUCGUUGCGGUGGAAAGCCUAUAUAGCAUGGAUGGGACAUUCGCACCCUUACACGAAAUCGUGCACUGCGUUGAAGAAUUGUUGCCAAAGAAUAAUGGAUAUGUGAUAGUGGACGAGGCGCAUGCAACAGGGAUAUAUGGCCCGCAGGGUCGAGGGAUGGUUGCUGCGCUAGGACUUGAGGGACGCGUCCUGGCGCGCUUGCAUACGUUCGGGAAGGCGCUUGCGGGAUCAGGAGCUGCGAUACUCACUACCGAACUCAUACGGGAUUACCUCUUGAAUUAUGGCCGUCCACUGAUAUACACCACGACGCUCACGUAUGCAAAUAUCAUCGGCGUCGAGUGUGCCUUUGAUAUGCUGGAGAAUGGAAGUGCAGAAGUGCUCGCGCUGCAUCUCCUAGAUCUAUCACAGUACUUCUUGGAGCUUCUAAGACCCCACCUACAGUCAGCUCCACCCGAACUACUCUGCUUGCCUGGCCAUCUACGCACGGAUGAUCAUAAGGAUUCCACAAAUAGUCCGUCCGAUCCAUCCUUUCCUCCCCCGACACCCAUCAUUCCUCUCCUCACGCCUCAUCCACAUUCCCUUGCUGCACAUCUGGCCUCCCUUCCACAACCACUGUUUACAAAAGCAAUCACAUGGCCCACAGUUCCUGUGGGAACAUCUCGAGUAAGAGUAUGUUUGCACGCAGGACACACUCGUGACGAUGUAAAGAGACUGGUAGAUGGUAUUGUCGACUGGGCACAGGCAUGGGUCGCGAGAGAAAAAGAAGUCGAAAGACAGUGGCUGAGUGUGGCCGAAGGAGAGGGUGUAGGAGUAUGGAUGGAGUCGAAGUUGUAAAAUAUUGUUUUUAGAGGCAUAACAUAAUCUUGGUCGACUUGAAAUGUAGCCAUACACACCGCGUCACAAAUUCCUAUCCUGCUCCUCCGUCUCUUCGCUUGUGAUUCCUACGUUGUUCCUACGCAAUUCCUACGCGUGCCUUCUUGAGCCAGGGCCGCGCGAACGACUGCAAGUAUAUGUACCAUGCUGACUCUUGACGCUAGCCAGGUUUCGUGCAGCAAAGGGUGGACGUUGGGAGCAAUCUGAGAAUGCAGGCUCAAAGCGCACCACCAAAAAUGAGAGAACUGAAGAGCUCCUCAGAGUCACAAGGGUCACGAUACCCCCAGACUGAUUCAGUCAUGCAAAGCCUCUAUCUCACGAGUACUUCGCGCAAGAUAAUCGUCGUAUGAGUCAUGAUGGAGUG